This is a messenger RNA of Loa loa (African eye worm), 1369 nucleotides long. RefSeq lists its product as hypothetical. Gene Ontology annotation, cellular component: membrane. The record is from RefSeq and is a predicted model, not a curated record. Lineage: Eukaryota; Metazoa; Nematoda; Chromadorea; Rhabditida; Onchocercidae. Gene Ontology annotation, molecular function: ubiquitin binding. The transcript is spliced from 7 exons. The coding region runs from base 9 to 1271 and encodes 420 amino acids.
UUUCAGGAAUGGUGGAAAUGUCUUCAGCAACGAUACCAACACCACAGUUAAGUAGUCUAUUUGUACACGAUCGUUGUUCUUCAUCCAUCUUUCAACGUUUCUUACUUUAUAUAUAUUUUCCAUUUGGUAUAUUACUAUUUUGCUUACGUAUUAUUAUUGGUGUACAUAUUUUUCUUACUGCAUGUAUUCUACGCAAAACAAUGUUAUUAAGGUGUACGGUAUUACGGGUAAUGUCAUGCUUGCUGGGUUUAGUAGUAUUCAGCGGUGGACCAGCUGGGAAUUGGGAUCAUAAAACGCAUCUUUUAGUCGCCAACCAUAUUUCAACGCUUGACCAUAUGGUUAUUGACUUAAUCGAACCUUGCAUAUUACCUUCUGUUUGGGAUAUACCCGGCAUUUUACGUUGGUGCCUAGGAUACAAGGAUUUGGGGGCUCGCCAAGGACGUGCGGAGCUUAUCCGUCGUUCAAAAAUAUUCUGCGAAAAGAAUGUUUUGCCCCUUCUCACUUUUCCGGAAGGAGCAAUGACGAGUGGUUCCAUUGGUCUUCUCAAAUUUAGUACUUGGCCAUUCGAAGUAACCGAUUCAGUUCAGCCUGUGUUAAUAUCAGUAUAUCGGCCAUUUUUCGGUAAUAUCGCAGUAUCAGUUUUGGGUGGCGCAUGGUGGCAAGAUAUUUUUUAUUUUCUGUUUGUGCCGUUUACUGUAAUGAAAGUACGUUGGCUUCAUCCUUUGCAUCGUAAGAAGAGCUCAGACUCAAAUAAACCAAGCGAAACAACUGAAGAGUUCACGAGACGGGUUGCAGACAUUAUGGCCACCAGAUUAGGUAUUGCUGCUACUUCCUUUACUUCUCAAGAUGCAGUUGAGGAAGCGAAGCGACAUCUUGAAGGAAGGCGACGGUCGUUUCUAAACAUAAGAUUAAAUAGUAACUAUCCAAGGAAAAACCGAUCCUGGCAGAGUGUAAAAAGUAUAACGGAAUACCUCGAUUCAUUGACAAUGAAAAUCAAGCAAGCUUUUCCAGCGGUUCCACUUGUAGCGAUAAGAGAAGAUCUGGAACAAACACAGGAUGGUAAUGCAACAUGUGAACGUAUAACGGCAGGAAAAAUAAAAUUAAGUUCGUUGGAGAAUGAUGACUUAUUGCCGGGAACUAAUCCACAGCAAUGGUCAAAAGUGUACAGCCGUCGAAAAUGGAAUCUUAUUGAAACAAAUCGUGCUAAAUAUUUGAAACGAAUUAGCGAAAAAUUACUUGUCGAACAGUUAAAGCAUGAAAUUAAUUCUUGAUUACUAAUUUCUUCAUAUUUUAUAUUUUUUGUAAUUUUUUUCAUUUUGUAAGAAAUAAGAGGGAAUGAUUCUGUUUUAAUAAAAUAAGGAAAUAUGGG